AUGGAAGGGAAAGAAGAGGAUGUGAGAGUGGGAGCUAACAAGUUCCCAGAGAGGCAGCCGAUAGGAACAUCGGCUCAGACGGACAAGGACUACAAGGAGCCACCACCUGCGCCACUGUUCGAGCCAGGCGAGCUGAGUUCGUGGUCGUUCUGGAGAGCCGGGAUCGCUGAGUUCAUAGCCACGUUCCUCUUCCUGUACAUCACAGUUCUGACAGUGAUGGGAGUGAAGAGAGCCCCAAACAUGUGUGCCUCUGUUGGAAUCCAAGGCAUUGCUUGGGCUUUUGGUGGCAUGAUCUUUGCCCUUGUCUACUGCACUGCUGGCAUUUCUGGUAAAUCAAACAUCUCCUCCUUGGUUUCUUCGAUGAAAGCAUCUGCAUAA
Molecule: messenger RNA, 378 nt
Organism: Thlaspi arvense
Lineage: Eukaryota; Viridiplantae; Streptophyta; Magnoliopsida; Brassicales; Brassicaceae
Source: the annotation of a GenBank genome assembly